AUGAGAGCAACAUCGAUCAUCCUAUCAGGAGUUCUUGUCCUGGCCGCUUGCCUUUUGAGGAGCAGCGAAGCGGUGACCUGCACCGCCGACUCCACCGUCGCUGGAUGCAUCGACUGCACAACCGAUCCAACCGAUCCCGAGUGCGUGGCUGAGGCCGCUGCUAAUACCACUACGAAACCCGCAGAUGGUACAGAUACCACGACACCCGCCACAGGAGGAAGCUCCGAUGUGACCCCGGCGGGAUCUACGACGCCUACUUCGCCGAGCGGCACUGUCACUCCAGCUCCGACCAGCCCACCUAGCGACUCCUCGUCGCCCAGCGACUCCUCACCCAAUUCAAACAACGCGGCUGCCAGAAGGAGGAGGAGGAUGGCGGCCAGGAGGCGCGCUCAAAGAAGGAGGCGUGCACAAAGGAGGAGGGACCAGAGGAGGAGGAGGGCCCAAAGGCGCAGGAGGCAAAACCGAUCGGGCUAG
Drosophila mauritiana is the source of this 474-nucleotide messenger RNA. RefSeq names its product hepatoma-derived growth factor-related protein 2 (gene Jig). The record is from RefSeq and is a predicted model, not a curated record. The transcript has a single exon. Lineage: Eukaryota; Metazoa; Arthropoda; Insecta; Diptera; Drosophilidae. Bases 1 to 474 code for a protein of 157 amino acids.